UUCAAGAUGGAGUCACGGGUACACAUCAGUGUCUUUAAAAAAAAUAACACACCGCAGGUGACACGAUGCACGGUGUGCUGUACCGACCAUCAUUGUCCCCUUUGCCCCACUUCAAUAUACAAGCCCCGGUGUAGGGCAAAGGUUUUGCAGCACAUGGAGGUGCAUGUAAAGAAUGCCAUUCAACAUGAAGAUUUCUUCAUAACAAAAUGCCACUGGGACUGCAGGAGUGGAAGCAGUGGUCACUUCCACUGCCCUUUCUGCCUCAAGACCACAAUAAAAAGGCAGGCUAUACUGAGGCAUUUGCAGAUCUGUAGGCCACCUCUCCAUGACGCCCAGUUGGACGCUGAUGCAGACUGCAGAGAGAUGGGCAUCAAUUCCCAGACAGAGGAAUGCAAAGCAGGAUCUGUGAACCUACCUCAUCUCAGCACUGAUAAACUGCCUGUUCCGGUACAUGAUAGUGAAAUACAAGGACAAAGAGACCCAGCAGAGAGACCCCAAGACCCACCCAUGGACAACCCUCCCUGCAGAGUGAGCCGUGCAAAGUUGCCAAAUGUAGCAGGAAGAAUCCUUUUACUGUCCAUCCCAGCUAUCAUUUUUGGGCACCUUGGAUUGGGCGAGGCACACGAAGGUCCAACACUGUGCUAAACACAGAGUUUUUAAAAGCUCAAGGUCCAAGAAACUCCGCAGAGGCAGAUGACAUCAAUAUUACUGAAGACAGACUCUCAAAUGAAUUGAUGAAUUUGAAGGUGGACGCAGUGCGUACGCUCUGUAAGGAAUGUGGUGUCGACCCAUGCGGUUCUAAGAUAGAUCUCAUUCUGCGCCUCAGAACCGAAAUGCAAAAUAGACAGGCCUACGACAAGUGUUUCAGAAGAUCUGGGGGA
Molecule: messenger RNA, 881 nt
Organism: Sander lucioperca (pikeperch)
Lineage: Eukaryota; Metazoa; Chordata; Actinopteri; Perciformes; Percidae
Exons: 7
Coding region: 7-645 (212 amino acids)
Source: RefSeq, a predicted model, not a curated record